Chara braunii is the source of this 774-nucleotide messenger RNA. NCBI's taxonomy places the organism in Eukaryota, Viridiplantae, Streptophyta, Charophyceae, Charales, Characeae. The record is from the annotation of a GenBank genome assembly.
UUUUAUUACACUGUUGGCAAUGACAAUCGUCGUGAGAACUCGUGUUCUGGAAUCCACAAAUAGACAAAACAUUGUCUUUUUCUUUCCCAAAUUCCACGCAAAAAGAAAAAGAAAAAGAGAGGGAAAGGAAGACGACACAGAAAAAUCAACAAAACGGUUUGGUAUGCUUACCUUUCUGUCUGUCUUUUCUCCAAAAAUCUGUGAAAUGCAAGGCAAGGACCGGCUUACGGCAUUUGCACUUGAUGAGCAAGGACAGGGCGCAAAUCCAAUCUCAACCACCAUACUGAUGAUGAUGACGGUAAUGAAGAUAAUGGCGAUGAGGAUGAUAAUGAUGACGUUCUCGUUGCUGUCGAUAAUGAUGGUGAUGAUGCCAAUGUUUGUUGAUGUUCGUGCUGUCGACAAUGACGAUGAUGAUGGGAUCCUGCUGCAGUUAUGGGAAGAUGGCACGGAGGAUGGCGGUGGUGGUGGCGAUGAGGAGGAGGAGGAGGAGCAAAAGGCGGCGGACUACCAUAAUGACAAGGAGGGUAAUGUACUCUCCUGCUGCUUCUCGGAACUGCCACGUAUGCACAUAAUCUUCAAUGCACCACACAAAAUCAGCACAAUGCUACCAAUAUGUCAGAUACCAAGGUCCCAACAGAACAACUGAUGCCGGUUGCCUUCGCUAAUUGAGACGCUCAAUCACUGCUCUAGACCUCGACCAGAAUUUUUGACCUCAUUUCCAGGACGUAGACCUGUCCUUGUGAUCCUUAAGAAGAAUGAAAAAGAGUUUUUGCG